This is a messenger RNA of Colius striatus (speckled mousebird), 2197 nucleotides long. It is a transcript of the gene PBX4, whose product is annotated as PBX homeobox 4. Gene Ontology annotation, cellular component: nucleus. NCBI's taxonomy places the organism in Eukaryota, Metazoa, Chordata, Aves, Coliiformes, Coliidae. Gene Ontology annotation, molecular function: RNA polymerase II cis-regulatory region sequence-specific DNA binding; DNA-binding transcription factor activity, RNA polymerase II-specific. The transcript has 9 exons. The record is from RefSeq and is a predicted model, not a curated record. Gene Ontology annotation, biological process: eye development; embryonic organ development; regulation of transcription by RNA polymerase II. The coding region runs from base 75 to 1367 and encodes 430 amino acids.
GGGCCGCGGGAGCUCGGCCCUGUUGUGUGGGAGCCGCGGCGGCCGCAGCGCGCCGGGCCCGCCGCCCCCCGGCCAUGGAGGACCCGUCGCGGCUGCUGGCAGCGGCUCACGGCGGCGGGGUGACGCUGCCCGCCGCCAUCCCCCCGCCCGCCGCCGCGGAUCCGGCCGCUGCUCCCGCACCGGGGCCGCCGCCGCCGCCGCCCGCGCACCACGACACGGGCGACGUCCUGCAGCAGAUUAUGGCCAUCACCGACCAGAGCCUGGACGAGGCCCAGGCCAGGAAACACGCCUUGAACUGCCACAGAAUGAAGCCUGCUCUCUUCAGCGUGCUCUGUGAGAUCAAGGAGAAAACAGUGUUAAGUAUUCGUGGUAUUCAGGAAGAAGAUCCCCCAGAUGCUCAACUAAUGAGACUAGAUAACAUGUUGCUGGCAGAGGGUGUCUCCGGGCCCGAGAAAAGAGGAAGAGGAGGACCGAUGGCUGUAGCAGCAACAUCAGGUGGCUGUCCAAAUGACAAUAGCAUUGAACACUCUGACUACAGGGCCAAGCUGUCACAGAUCCGACAGAUAUACCACUCUGAGCUAGAGAAAUAUGAACAGGCGUGCAGCGAGUUCACCACGCACGUGAUGAACCUGCUUCGGGAGCAGAGCAGGACGAGGCCGAUUUCGCCCAAAGAGAUCGAGCGCAUGGUGAACAUCAUCCACGGCAAGUUCAGCACCAUCCAGAUGCAGCUGAAGCAGAGCACGUGCGAGGCCGUCAUGAUCCUGCGCUCGCGCUUCCUCGACGCCAGGCGCAAACGGCGUAACUUCAGCAAACAGGCCACAGAGGUGCUGAAUGAGUACUUCUACUCGCACCUGAGCAAUCCUUACCCCAGUGAAGAGGCCAAAGAAGAGCUAGCAAAGAAAGGGGGCAUCACGGUUUCACAGGUUUCCAACUGGUUUGGUAACAAGAGAAUUCGAUACAAAAAAAACAUGGGGAAGUUCCAGGAAGAAGCGAAUAUUUACGCUGCAAAAACAGCCGUGGACGCAACCAACGUCGUGGCUCAAGGCAACCAGGCAAACUCACCAUCGACACCAAACUCAGCUUCCUCUGGCUCUUUUAAGAUGACAGCUUCUGGAGAUUCGUUUAUAAACCUGCAGUCCUUGACUUCCUACCAGAGCUCCCCGGUGGGAGCCAACGUGCAGUCGCAGAUGGAUUCCUUACAUCACGUCAUACACCAGACAGGAAGAUACGACACGAUCGUGGGGAACCCUUUGUACACAACGCAGCGCUUAGAUGCUAAUGGCAGCUGGCAGGAUGCUACCACCCCUUCAUCAAUCACUUCACCUGCCGGAGACCCUGGAAGUGUUAAUUCGGAUGCUUCUAAUUAAGUUUUUAGGACCUAUCGAUGAGAGGAAAGAGGUCAUUAGUGUAAUUUGUCAAUGUUGCUCUUUUGCCAAUACUAUUGUUUGUACAACUUGACACACACAGCUAAUUACCUCAGAAAAACAAACCCUGGAACCAAUAGAAGAUUGUGAUUACGAUGAUACCUCUCUCUACCUCUCAGCCUCAUGCAGUCGAGUUCUUUUCACUCAAAGCCCAUUGGGAUGUGGAAUUGUUUUGGGAGAACUUGCUUUUUCCUGACCAAAUUCAUCUCUUUUUGUUCAAAACAAAAAGUGUGGGUUUUAGGGUAAGAAUCUGAAGGUUUUGUCUGUCCUAGAACUCGGCUGAAGGAAAUUGACUCGUUUUAGUUUCCAUGAAUUGGUUUCGGUUGGGGUUUUUCUUUUUUUACUCUGAAGUUUCUGUUCUAGUUGGUAGCUGCUCCCCCUUAUCCCCCUGUAUUGUAACUGUUAUGCCGUCCUCUGUCUUGUAAUUUUGUAUAGGGGAAAAGACAAAAAAGACAAAAAUCAGCUUUUCGUACAAAGUAGGGAAUGAUUCUGAGCUAACGAACCAGAACGUGGCUGUACCAAAACCCUCACUGGACUUUGCUCUCGGGGUAAGACCUUUAUGUGUCCAUCCCACAUAAUUCCAACUUAAACGUCUAGUGAAAAAUAAACCAAGAAACGAAGGAAAAACGACCCCAAAACAACGACCCCCCCCCCCCCCGCGCCCACGCACCUGCCUUUCCUCACGGAUGAGAGGGUUCUGCGCAUCUCUCAACACAGAGUCCGCCCCUUGCGGUUGAGAUUUUAUCAAAGAUAAUAAACUUCCAAAGCCUUUU